AUUUAACAUUAUAUUUACGCGAUAAAAAUAGCACUGACUAAAGUUAACUCGAAUCUGCAGUCGGGUUGCAUCAAUUACUUCUUGCCAUUCAGAACAAAGUUUCUGACAGCAACUUAGCGUACGCAGAUGGCGCUUCGUACAAGAGACAGCUGUUUACGAGUACGAGAGGCCGUCCAUUCUUGGUUAAAGAAUUCGCUCUCGUAAAGUCGUAAAUCGACUUCAUUGACAUGUGAAGUCGAAGGUGUUUCCUCGGAGAGCACCGAGACGACGGCUGCUCGUGCAGCCAGUUGCUGCCUAAAUAAACCCGAUUAAUCGCGAUGACGUAACAGCCAAAAAAUCCAAAAUCCACACCAGUUUGCGCGAAUAAUGCGCGCAUUGUGUGUGAAAUAAAUACGCGUUGUUAAAAUAAAUAUGUGUUAAGCAGUUUCGUUUAAAUUUUUGUUUAUUACCCGGUGCUCGAUACCUAAAGACUUGUUUAAUUUGGAGAAUUAAAAUAUAUCUGUCAACGUUGUAGAAUUUGUCUAUUAUAUUAUAUAUUAAUUUCAAGAAAAUGGCUCUGCAAAUGUUAAUAAAAAAAAUUAGGAUUUUGUAUGAAAGAUAGAUAAAAAUAUAAUUUACAAGAGAUAUCAUUUAUAUAAAGUGUAGAUAAUGAUAACAUUUUUCAAGUGAGAGUUAUAUAUAGAGUUAUUUAUUGUUUGUAUAGAAUACAGAGUUGUAUAUCUUUUAGUUACUGUUAAAGUGCUCUUGUGUGUUGUAUCUUUGAAUAUUCAAGAGACAAUGCACAGCGUAACGUAACACUAUUACUUAUUGUAAGGCAGCGGUAUACUUGAUAAGGGGGAUAAUUUUAAUUCAUGAAAUGAAUUUUUAAGCAUCUGUCUUCUAUUCAUUUUCUAUACAUCUCAAUCAAGAAAAAUGGCUGUAUUAAAGAUGUUAAAGCGCGUUAUGUGCAAAAACAUUGCAACAUGUGGCUCAAGAUUUGUGGGCAUUAUGGGACCCCUAACAAUCCCACCAUUGCAGAUCGCAACUUUAUAUUAUUUCUGGCAAGAUUAUUCACGAGUUGUGGAUAAACGAUACUGCUCUUGUUCGUGCUGGGACACUGUAUUUAAAGGCUCAUAUGAAUCUGGUAUCGCUCCUUACAAGCAUAUGUACUUCAAUGCCACUUCAAAUAUGCUGAAAAUAUGGAUGCUUGUAGUCAUUGGAGUGAUUGCAUUUUACGAAACAAUGAAGCACUUGGCAAGACUAGCAAUCAAGCAGAGACUCAGACAGUCCAUGAUGCUUCUUUUUUCGACCGCACUGUUCUCCAAUUAUUAUUCAUGGUGGGUUUACAUUAAUUACUGGAAUGACGAUUUCUACUCCCAGUGGUACCAUCAAUUGUUCUUUUCCGUCACCGAGUUGAUAUCCACCGCCUGGGUCGUUCAUUUGGCGGAUAAAAAAAAUGCUAUAACUCACAGAAAGGCGUUUGGUAUAGCCGCAAUAGCCCUUUUGCACAUUAUGGCUGGUGGAUGGGAUCAGUUCUUCGUGAAUGUCGUCAGAGGAGAGGGCCAUGCACACCAGGUCAUACGCGAUCUGGGGUUCAUGAUUCCGGAUAUCCUCCACGUCGCCGUUCCAUUGUGGCUGAUUAAAUGGGAGAGCAUUUAUAAUAUUCAUCUUCCCAAUUCUUUAGCAUACAUGUCAAGUAUCGUUGUAAUCGGAUUAUGCAUUUGGUCAUUUUUAUUGUAAUCCGAUAUUGAGAAGAGCGUACCAUUGGUGAUAGCAAAUUUUACUUAAUCCCAUUCUUCCUCAAUACAAGAAUGGCUUUGAAAUUAAUCUACUAUGUUCUUCCUAAAAGCGGAGUUCCGCGAAACGUCUGAUUCGGUCUAAUGUAAACACCAAGUCUUUUCGUCCCUGCGAUAAGAUUGUUGUCGCAGAUUGUAACACGGUAUGCAUUUUAUUAACAUUAUAAACAUGUCCCGUAAUAGUAUAUCGUUAAGGAAUGUGUUCUGAAAGCGAUUCGACUGAGGUUGACUCUGUACCUUAUUGUUGUAUUUGUACAACUCUUUAUACAACUCGAUUUUAUUUAUUUAUGAAAUAUUUAUAUAUUUAUGAUAAGUUAAUUACUUAAAUUUCUAGCGAGUCUUUAUACGAGAUUUGUGCGAACGAAAGAAACCACAUUAAUAGCCGAAGACUUUAUUGAUAUUGAAACCAUCAAAAUUUAGAAUACGUUAUAGACUGCAAACGAUAGCGCGUCUAAAAUUACUCUAAAUAAAUUUAAAUAUUGUACAUGGCGGACAUAUCACGUAGAUAAUUUAUAUAAACAAAACGUUAUAUCUUGACAGACAAGAUUGUACAACUUACAAGCAGUGCUAACCAAAAUUAGUGUCCUAAUUCUCAUAGAAGUUACAAUGCUUAUAAAGUGCCUACACAUAAUAUAUUAUUUAUAUGAUUAUUGUUAACUAUGGCGAUAAACAAUUGCAAGCAAAAGCAGUUUUUGCGUAUUUUAACGGCAAACACUGAGAAAGAGAGAGAGAGAAAGAUAUAUAUGCUUAAAAAAUAUUGAUUUACUAAAGAAAAAAAAUUAGAUCGUAAUAAUUAAUAAUAAUUAUAAUUUUGCGAAAAUGUUAGUUUUCUAAUGUAAAUAUAUUUAACAUGUUGAUUUCAUUUUUAACCUGAUAAAUAGAAACACAUUUUCUUCGAUUUCUAUAAUCUUUGUUUAUGUGCAAUGUUAUCUAUAUACAUAUGUGAAGCAGAUAUACAUAUAUCCUGAUGGAUAAUGUGAAAGGAUUAAUGAACGCAGCUUACAUCAACCAAAGCAUCAAAACUAAGUUUAUUAUUGUAGCGUAUUUAUCGUAAGAUAUAUUUUUCGCUGCAAAGCCAUUCCCGAAAAGUAUUUGAGUAGAUAUGUAAUUCUAAUUCUAGAGAUAAUUAUAGCGUACAUAAAAUGAAGAUGUAAAUCUCGUCUCAUAAAAAAGACAAAAUAGUAUUACGACGUGUAGAAUAAACGAUUGUGCUAAGUGGUCUAACAAUUGUUAAUUUAAGAAUUUGAUUCUGAUAGUAUUUUGUUAUCGAAUAUGAAAUGAAAAAAAGAACGGGAGAGAAAUAAAAGCGAUUGUCUAUGCAAAAACACUGACGAAUUCAGUUAGCAAAAAUAUGUUGGUCCGAUUAAUAAUGCGAAUAUAAUAAAGCGGCCUAAUUUCCAA
This is a messenger RNA of Formica exsecta, 3176 nucleotides long. RefSeq lists its product as uncharacterized. Lineage: Eukaryota; Metazoa; Arthropoda; Insecta; Hymenoptera; Formicidae. Bases 913 to 1719 code for a protein of 268 amino acids. The record is from RefSeq and is a predicted model, not a curated record. The transcript is spliced from 3 exons.